AUGCGUGAGAAAAGUUGUCGAAUCGACCAAUGCCACAAGAACAAAGCUCUGAUCACAUUGAAUAUGUCUGAGCUCCCCGGAGAUUUGGUAGAAGAGAUACUCUGUCGCGUUCCAGCCAUAUCUCUAAAGCAAUUACGAUACACAUGCAAACGAUGGAACAAUUUAUUCAACGAGAGGAGAUUCACAAGAAAGCAUUUCGACAAAGCCGCAAAGCAGUUUCUAGUUCUCAUCUCGAAGCAUUAUAUGGUUUGUUUGAUGAGAGUCAAUCUUUAUGGAAUUCCAUCUAUAGAGUUCAAAGUUGAACUUAGUCUAAUUGAUCCUCAAGCUAGUUUAGAUCAUUUCGAUAUUUUUAAAGUCUCUCACUGCGACGGUUUAUUGUUAUGCAACAACGGAGAAUACAAUAGAAUAGUGGUUUGGAACCCGUGUACCGGUCAAACCAAGUGGAUCGAACCAAGAAAGAUAGGUUCUUAUGCUCUUGGAUCCUACCAAGACAAGACAUAUGGCGAUAAUAGCUACAAGAUCUUGUGUUGUUGUGAUGGCGACGACAACGAAUUCGAAAUCUAUGAGAUAAACUCUAGUUCUUGGAGGACUCUUGAUGUCAUUUUGGACUGCGAAUUGGAAUAUAAUGACUGUGGCAUGUAUUUGAAGGGAAAGACUUACUGGUUUGCUUCUGAUGAAAAUGAGGAACAGCUUGGAAUGUUCUUAGUCAGUUUUGAUUACACAACAGAAAGAUUUGAACGUCUGCUUCUUCCAUGUAAAUCUCUUUAUUACAAAACCUUGUCUCUAUCUGUUGUUAGAGAUAUUGAGGUAACUUGGAAAGCAAGACAGCGGACCAAGCCCGUGAAGCCCGUAAAGCCGAAGUCAAAGAAUAUUUUAGAUAUCCUAUUGUGAUAAGGAUUAAGAGAUUUAGAAUAUUUACUUAUUCAUGUUUAUCUAUUUCCUAUUCUAAUUAGGUUAAACAUAAGUUAGUCUCUCUAUAUAUUGUGUAUCAAUUCUAUUGAAAUCAAUAACACAGAAUAA
Arabidopsis lyrata subsp. lyrata is the source of this 1020-nucleotide messenger RNA. Its product is annotated as probable F-box protein At5g47300. NCBI's taxonomy places the organism in Eukaryota, Viridiplantae, Streptophyta, Magnoliopsida, Brassicales, Brassicaceae. The transcript is spliced from 2 exons. The record is from RefSeq and is a predicted model, not a curated record. Gene Ontology annotation, molecular function: protein binding. Bases 1 to 891 code for a protein of 296 amino acids.